AUGGCUGUGGAAGAACUUCAAUCCAUAAUAAGAUGUCAAAUCCUAGAAGAGCAAAAUUUUAAAGAAGAAGAUUCUGCUCUGUUUCAGUUAGCAGGCCAAAGGUAUAUAGAUGAGGUACAUACAGAUCAACUGUUAGAAAUUAUUCAAAAUGAAAAGAAUAAAGCCAUCAUUAAGAAUAUGGGCUGGAAUCUUGUUGGUCCUGUUGUUCGGUGCCUUUUGUGGAAUAAUAAGGAAGAUGAUAAAAGAAAAGAUUAUUUUCUGAUGCUUAAUUUAUUGGUAAAGUUAUAUAAUGCAAAGGAAUUAUUGUUGGGUUUGCUUGAACUGAUUGAAGAACCCUCUGGAAAACAGAUAUCCGAAAUUAUUCUUCUUUUACUUCAGCCAUUACAGACAGUGAUUCAGAAACUUCAUAACAACAUGGCAUAUUCAGCUGGAUUAGCAUUGUCUACCCUUUGGAAUCAGCUGUCUCUUCUUCCUGUUCCGUACUCAAAAGAACAAAUACAAACAGAUGACUACGGCCUUUGUCAGUGCUGCAAGGCCUUAAUAGAGUUCACUAAACCUUUUGUGGAAGAAGUCAUUGAUGACAAAGAAAACUCACUGCAAAAUGAAAAGUUAAAGGAUGAAUUACUGAAAUUUUGUUUCAAAAGCUUGAAAUACCCUUUGCUGACAGCACAAUUCCUCGAACAGCCUGAAGAAGCUGAAAAUGAUCCUUUAAGGUGUUUUGCAUCUGAAAUCAUAGGUUUUUUGUCAGCAAUGGGAGACCCUUUCCCCAAAAUGAUUUUUAAUCAUGGAAGGAAAAAGAGAACUUGGAAUUAUCUUGAAUUUGAGGAAGAAGAAAACAAACAAUUAGCAGAUUCUAUGGCUUCUCUGGCAUAUCUAGUAUUUGUACUGGGCAUGGGUAUUGAUCAGCUUCCGCUGGUGUUCAGCCCAUCGUACCUCUUGCAACUUAAUAUGGGGCAUGCUGAAGUCUUUUUGCAAAGAACAGAAGAGUCUGUUUUCUCCAAAGGAUUGAAUCUAUUGGAGAAUGGUUUAUUGAGAAUGGAAGACAACAGUCUACUUCAUCAGUAUUUAGAAAUCAAGAGUUUUCUUACUGUACCUCAGGGUUUAGUGAAAGUAAUGACACUUCGCCCCACUGAGACGUUGAGGAAAAAGAGUUUAGCUGUGCUUCAGCUAUAUAUUAACAAGUUGGAUUCACAAGGCAAAUAUACAUUGUUUAGGUGCUUAUUGAAUACAAGUAAUCAUUCAGGUGUGGAAGCUUUUAUUAUUCAAAAUAUCAAAAAUCAAAUUGAUGUAUCAUUGAAGACAACACCUAACAACAAAUGGUUUACAGGACCACAGCUGAUUUCCCUUCUAGAUUUGGUACUCUUUCUCCCAGAGGGUGCUGAAACAGAUUUACUGCAAAACUCAGAUAGGAUCAUGGCAUCAUUAAAUUUAUUGAGGUAUUUGGUUAUCAAAGAUAAUGAAAAUGACUGUCAUACUGGAUUAUGGACAGAACCUGGAAAGAUUGAGAAUAAUUUUUUAAAGCCACUCCAUCCAGGACUUAAUAUGUCAAAAGCACACUAUGAAGCAGAAAUUAAAAAUAGCCAAGAAAAUAGCCAAGAAGUCCAGAAGUGUAAAGAUCUUUGCUCUAUAACAGUAGGUGGAGAGGAGAUCCCUAACAUGCCUCCUGAAAUGCAGCUUAAGGUACUGCAUUCAGCUCUUUUUACAUUUGAUUUGAUUGAAAGUGUGCUGGCUCGAGUAGAAGAACUCAUGAGAUAA
Molecule: messenger RNA, 1755 nt
Organism: Choloepus didactylus (southern two-toed sloth)
Lineage: Eukaryota; Metazoa; Chordata; Mammalia; Pilosa; Megalonychidae
Product: glomulin-like
Exons: 1
Coding region: 1-1755 (584 amino acids)
Cellular component (GO): cytoplasm
Molecular function (GO): ubiquitin-protein transferase inhibitor activity
Source: RefSeq, a predicted model, not a curated record